UCGCCCUUCGCGGGAAGGAGUUUGUGGCGCCAGUGUAAAGUAGGUACAACACCGCCACGCCGGAGCGCCCAACAGCUCUGAGGUGUUCGUCCAGCCGUCCGGAGUGCGGUUCCUUGGGCCUCUCUCUCUGGAAAACAGCGACCAGGAUGUGGAAUAGCGGAUUCGACAGCUUCGGCGGCUCCAGCUAUGGCGGAGCGGGCGGCUACACGCAGUCCCCCGGCAGCUUCGGGUCGCCCACACCGUCGCAGGCAGAGAAGAAGUCGAGAGUCCGAUCCCAGCACAUUGUGCCCUGUACCAUAUCUCAGCUGCUCUCAGCUACUCUGACUGAUGAAGUGUUCAAAAUUGGGAAUGUUGAGAUUUCACAGGUCACUAUUGUGGGAAUAAUCAGACAUGCAGAGAAGGCUCCGACUAAUAUCGUUUACAAAAUAGAUGAUAUGACUGCUGCACCCAUGGAUGUUCGACAGUGGGUUGACACAGAUGAUGCCAGUGGUGAAAACACUGUGGUUCCUCCAGAAACAUACGUGAAAGUGGCUGGCCACCUCAGAUCUUUUCAGAACAAAAAGAGCCUGGUAGCCUUUAAGAUCAUACCUCUAGAAGAUAUGAAUGAGUUCACUGCACAUAUUCUGGAAGUGGUCAAUUCACACAUGAUGCUCAGCAAAUCCAACAACCAGCUCUCAGCAGGGAGACCAUCUAUCAGCAACUCAGGAAUGGGUGAGACAGGAAACUUCAGUGGGAAUAACCUCAUGCCAGCAAAUGGCCUCACUGUGGUCCAAAACCAGGUGCUGAAUUUGAUCAAGGCUUGCCCAAGACCAGAAGGAUUGAACUUUCAGGAUCUCAGAAACCAGCUCCAGCACAUGUCUGUAGCCUCAAUCAAGCAAGCAGUGGAUUUUCUGUGCAACGAGGGGCACAUUUAUUCUACAGUGGAUGAUGAUCACUUUAAAUCUACAGAUGCAGAGUAACUAGAGCUCAUUGGGUACCCAAAAUAUUUCCAGCUGGACCUGUUUUUCCACCAUCUGUUGUCUCCAGCUCUGCAGGUUUUGGCCAGUGGCUUCUAGGACAAGUUUCAUAGAGAAGGUGUCAGCUUAUGUCCUCUUGAAACUUGCUGCUGUUCUGUUUUGUUGUUUGUUGUUUAGAUGUUCAAAAGGAGCUAGCCAGUUGAGAAGGAAGUAAACCAGGAUGGGAUUUCAUAACAGAAAUUCCAGAUAAUCUAGUCAGGACUCCAGGCUAGAUGGAUGGGCUUGAAAGAGGAACACAACCCAGAGAGCAGGGCAGAACUGCAUCAUGCUUGGGAGUGUCUGCUCUUGAAAGGCUUCUUGUUGGGGUGGUAAUACUAAGGCCAAGGGCCACAUACAGAACCCACUACCUUCUGCCUAAUUUGUUUCCCACUCUGGGUCUGUGGUGUUACUUUCAGAAUUGCACUUUCCUUCCCCUUGUCUUGCCUACGACCGAAAGUAGGUUUCAGUGAGCAUGAGGUUCUGGCAUGGUGGCCUCACAGGGCAGAGAGGAAGAAAUGUUACUCCAUUCUUUGUAAUAUAAAUGUUCAUAUGUUCAAUAAAAGUUUGAUUGUAAUAGC
This is a messenger RNA of Mesocricetus auratus (golden hamster), 1573 nucleotides long. It is a transcript of the gene Rpa2, whose product is annotated as replication protein A2. The transcript has 9 exons. Gene Ontology annotation, molecular function: DNA binding. Gene Ontology annotation, cellular component: nucleus; chromosome, telomeric region; site of double-strand break. Lineage: Eukaryota; Metazoa; Chordata; Mammalia; Rodentia; Cricetidae. The record is from RefSeq and is a predicted model, not a curated record. Bases 147 to 959 code for a protein of 270 amino acids. Gene Ontology annotation, biological process: double-strand break repair via homologous recombination; nucleotide-excision repair; DNA replication.